AUGAGUCAGUUGGAAUACAUGGAGAAGAAAGAGUCUACCGACAAAGUUACCACGGCCGAGCCAGUGGCUAUCGAUGACUCCCAGGAAAGCGAGAAGGUGGAAUCCUCACCGAUGAGCACUCUCCAGAAACGCGAAGAUGGUACCGACUAUCCUUCGGGUUUAAAGUUAUUCUUGAUUAUACUAGCCCUAUGCUUGAGUGUAUUCCUUAUGGCUCUUGACAAUUCUAUCAUUGCGACAGCUAUUCCCAAGAUCACAGACCAGUUCAAUAGUCUGGAUGACGUUGGCUGGUACGGUAGUGCCUACAUGCUGACUACUGCAUCAUUGCAGCUGCUGUCUGGCAAGUUUUAUAGCUUCUUUAGCAUCAAAUGGGUGUUUUUAGCAUCAAUUGCGCUCUUCGAACUGGGUAGUCUAAUUUGUGGCGUUGCUCAAAACAGCUUGACGCUGAUUAUCGGCCGCGCGGUGGCAGGUAUGGGCUCUGCAGCCAUCUUCUCGGGCGCGCUCAUCAUCCUGGCACACUCGGUGCCUUUGGAGCACCGUCCGAUGUACAGCGGCUUCAUUGGCAGUAUGUACGGCAUCGCAUCUGUGGCAGGUCCUCUGCUUGGCGGCGCCUUUACUGAUAAGGUCACCUGGCGCUGGUGCUUCUUCAUCAACCUGCCCAUUGGCGCUGUCACAUUGCUCGUGAUAACUAUCUUCUUUCCCGAUCCGCAACUUAAGACUGAGUCUGAGCCUUGGUCAAAACGCUUUAGGCGCUUUGACCCUCUCGGUAAUCUUGUCUUUAUGCCCGCAAUAAUCUGCCUGUUGCUGGUCAUGCAGUGGGGUGGCACUACCUAUGCCUGGAAUAGCUGGCGGGUCAUUCUACUCUUCUGCUUAUUUGGCGUUCUUCUCAUCGUCUUCCUUUUUGUACAAUACUGGCAGCAGGAUUUUGCCACGGUUCCUCCACGUAUAUUCCUCAAGCGCACCGUUUGGUCUGCGGCCGUUUUCACUUUUUGCCUGGGCGCCGCAUUUCUCAGCAGUGUCUACUACCUGCCCAUUUGGUUCCAAGCUGUUAAGAACGCCAAUGCGGUCAACUCAGGAAUCAUGAAUUUACCACUGUUGAUAAGUAAUGUGGUUGCAUCCAUCCUCUCAGGUGUCGCCGUGACCACGAUCGGAUACUACACUCCCUUCAUGCUGCUCGCCUCCAUAAUCACCCCUAUCAGCUACGGCCUAAUGACAACUUUUCAUCCAGACACACCACAUCCAAUUUGGAUUGGCUACCAGAUCCUGGCCGGCUUCGGUAUUGGUUUUGGUGUCCAACAGCCGCUCAUUGCCGUACAGGUCGUUCUCGACAUAUCAGACGUCCCUACAGGCACCGCUCUCAUGGUAUUUAUGCAGGUUCUUGGCGGUGCACUUUUUGUGUCGGUUGACGAAAAUGUCUUUUCCAACAAACUUGUCCAGUAUAUCGGCGAGUAUGCUCCAAGAGUCAACCCACUUGUGGUUUUGGGUGCUGGAGCCACAGGAAUUAAGCAAGUCGUCGACGCGGCAAACCUACCCGGUGUCCUGCUUGCAUAUAAUAAUGCCAUCACACAGACUUUCGUUGUUGGCGCUGCCAUGGCCGGUAUAAGUAUUGUUGGUGCCAUGAUUGUCGAGUGGAAAAGUGUCAAAGAGAAGAACAUUGGGAUGUAA
Molecule: messenger RNA, 1662 nt
Organism: Talaromyces stipitatus ATCC 10500
Lineage: Eukaryota; Fungi; Ascomycota; Eurotiomycetes; Eurotiales; Trichocomaceae
Product: efflux pump antibiotic resistance protein, putative
Exons: 3
Coding region: 1-1662 (553 amino acids)
Biological process (GO): transmembrane transport
Molecular function (GO): transmembrane transporter activity
Source: RefSeq, a predicted model, not a curated record